UUCGCGUGUAAAUCUGCGGUAGGCACGCACCACGCCUACUGAGACGCGUUUUCGCGGUUUUCCGAACGCAAGUCGAAGAGGUAGAUGUUCUAAGCGGACACGGGAAAUGUUCCAAGACCGGAGAAGACAACCAACCAACUGCAGGAAGUUAAUUGAGAAAUCGAUACCGAGCUGGGUCUGAAUAUAGGUCAAACCCUGUGGGACCUGUACUGGUGGUGCUGCAAGGUUUUGGCAUGAGUCGCAUGUUUCAUGUAGGCUUCCAAGAUGGCGGAAUGUGUUCGAGAAACCGAAGGCGAUCUGUUUGCCGCCCCGAAGGAUCACUCGCUAGCGCACUGUGUCGCCGCCGACCUCAAAAUGGGCGGUGGCAUUGCCGUCAAGUUCAAGCAGGUGUUCAAACAGGUCGAUGAACUCAAGGCCCAAAAGGUGGCCGUGGGGGGCGUAGCGGUUCUCAAGGAUGGCGAACGUUUCGUGUAUUACCUGGUUACCAAGCGGGGUUCGAUGGAUAAACCUACGUACGAUGAUCUGACCAAAUCACUGGAGGCGAUGCGGAAACAUAUGGAUGAGAACGGUGCAAAAAAGUUGGCAAUUCCUCGCAUAGGAUGCGGAAUCGAUGGACUUGAAUGGUCGAAAGUAAAAGGUAUUCUCAAUUCUACUUUUGGGCAAGAAAAAGAUGUAGAUAUUGUGGUGUAUAAUUUUGUUCCAAAAUAAGCUUAUAUGUCAUACUUGCAUGAUUUAUUAGUGGUGUUCCUUGCUAGUGAUUAAAUGCGACAGCCAUUGAA
Messenger RNA from Aedes albopictus (Asian tiger mosquito), 779 nucleotides. RefSeq names its product ADP-ribose glycohydrolase OARD1. Gene Ontology annotation, biological process: peptidyl-glutamate ADP-deribosylation. The transcript is spliced from 3 exons. The coding region runs from base 265 to 708 and encodes 147 amino acids. The record is from RefSeq and is a predicted model, not a curated record. Lineage: Eukaryota; Metazoa; Arthropoda; Insecta; Diptera; Culicidae.